GAACAGAUUCAAGGACCAGAUGUGGCAAAAGAUUGCUUCAGAGAUGCGAAUCCCUUGGAGGUCCGCUGAGAGCAUGCACUGGCAGCUGGGCGAGCAAGAAAUGAGCACCCACGCUAACGCUCCCGUCUUCCAGCUCCACCCUUCCGCUGCUGGUACUGAUAUACCUUCGCCUCCUAGCGGCCGUCCCGUAAUGCCGCAUUUCACGCCCGCGAACAUCCCGCAAACGCAAAACCCGCAAUACUAUCCGCAACCGCAUGCGCCUCAUCUCCAUCACUAACACUCCGAUGCCGGGCCCGCGCCCCGCAACAGGUCUUUUAGCCACCGCCGCUCUGGCAGCUCGAGAUCACGAUUUAGCCUGCCGCCGCAGCUGGGUCCGCAACUGCCGACUCUGCAGCCAGUAUCUGAAAGUGAUUUAGCAAGUGGUGGUGGCGCUAGGACGGCACUAGUGUUGGAGACGGGGCAGAAGAGGGAUCGAGAGAGUGUUGGCUUUGUCGAACCGUAUCUUAAAAAGAGGAGGGAGUCUGGGUCUGUAGAUGUGAAGGGGACGAGGAGUCCGGAGAGUA
Messenger RNA from Mytilinidion resinicola, 563 nucleotides. RefSeq lists its product as uncharacterized. The transcript is spliced from 3 exons. Lineage: Eukaryota; Fungi; Ascomycota; Dothideomycetes; Mytilinidiales; Mytilinidiaceae. The coding region runs from base 20 to 277 and encodes 85 amino acids. The record is from RefSeq and is a predicted model, not a curated record.